CGCGCAAACCUACUUGCUCUGUCGCUACGGCUCGUCGCCGGUCGAUCGCUGUACCGCGCGGUAUCUUAAGUAAGCACUGCUCGCACGGGCCUGAUAACCGGUCGGCGCGGAUUUAACGACGACGACGAGAAAACUCAUUGAAAUUGAUGUGCUGAUAUCAGUGCAAGUUGUGUACCGUGUGACAAUAGGUCGGUUAGUUCCACCAGCUGUUUUGCUUCGAAGCGACGACCACGGCCUGGGAGAAAAUCGGAACGAUGAAUGAUACGGCCAAGUCCAUCAAUUACAUCCAAACGGAGCUGAUCCCGGGAAUGGUAGAACGACAGCAGUUGACCAUUGAUGGAAUCGGUGCCGAUGAUACCGUGCGGUUGGAUUGCGUCGAAGCGAAACCUCUACAAGCUGAUGGAACGUUCAUGCUGACAGUGUUGUACAAGGUCAAGGUAGAAUUAAGCAGCGCUAAGGAUGGCACGAUGAAACAGGAAAGGCGUCUGGUAGUGAAGAUUACUCCACAAUGCACAGAGGAGAUGUACACCGGAUGUCAGUUCGAUACGUUGUUUGAGAAUGAAAUGACCGCCUACACCGAAAUUAUUCCCGCUCUCGGAAAAGCAGAACGUUACCCCAAAUAUUUUUAUUCCCAUCGCAAGCCCUUCGAAGCUGUCAUGGUGCUCAGUGAUUAUUCCACGGAAGGCUGGAGGAUGGCUCCAAUGGUGGUCAACUUACCGCUGGACUAUUGUCUGCUGGCAGCUCGGGAGUUGGGGCGUUUUCAUGGUGAGUGCUACGCCUUGAAGGAACAGCGACGCGAUUCGUUCGAAAGCAUGAUUAGCAAAUUUAAGGAAGCACGCUACGGUAACGAUUUGGGCGACAUGAAAUGGUUGGCGGUUAUGAAAACUGGACCGGUGCGUGCACUGAAGGCUACCCGAGAAAGCAUAUUCUCUGAAUCGAUUCCAGAAGAGUUCCUGCAAAAGUUGGGGGAUUUGGCGGCCGACCCUUGGGAGUAUUCGAAGAAGUGUGUGAAACCGGUGGAACCUUUGGCCGUGAUUUGCCAUGGAGACUACUUGCGGAACAAUGUUGCAUUCCAAUUUGCUGAUGAACAGGCUCCCGGCAGGCCAACCCAGGCGAUGAUGUUCGAUUUCCAAACGCUCCGGUACGCAUCGCCGAUGAUCGAUUUUGCCACCUUCAUAGCCAACUCCACGGGGUACGACGUGCGGCAGAAGCACUUCGAAACGAUAUUCAAGGCGUACCACGACGAGCUGGUGCAAACGCUCUGCAGCAUUAUCAAGACCAAUCCGGACGAUUUGCCACAGCAUUACAGCUAUGAGUCGUUUCUGAGAGAAUUCACCCGUUAUUAUAUCUAUGGAUUUCUAAUCGCGACCAGCUUCCUGAUGAUUCUGCACGAGCCGACGGAGAACGUCUUCGAGAUGGAGCAAUGGUCACUCGAGGAAAUUGUUCAAGAUACCAUGAAGCGAGGGGGUGCAAAGUUGGACAGAGAGUUUGCUGCGAUGGUGUAUGAGAUCUACAAGCUUCAUCAGCGAUUCGGAAUGGACCCCAUGUAGAUCUGUCUCAUUUAUCAAUAGUAUUUGCAAUGUUUUGGAACAUUUGUGAUAGUAACUAUACAGGGACAAUUCGUACAACAAUGAAUCGUAAAUUCCAAUUUUCAAAUAAUGAUAUAAAUUAAAUUUAAGGUAUAAACGUGGGACAGUGAAAUCGAUAAUAUGCUUUGUCCGGCUAUGGGGAUAUUAAUGAAUAUUGUGCGAAAGGCGUUACAUAUAUAUUUCGGAUUUGAAAUGAAAUAGAAUUUUUUUCACUAAA
Aedes albopictus (Asian tiger mosquito) is the source of this 1806-nucleotide messenger RNA. RefSeq lists its product as uncharacterized. The transcript is spliced from 6 exons. The record is from RefSeq and is a predicted model, not a curated record. The coding region runs from base 255 to 1550 and encodes 431 amino acids. Lineage: Eukaryota; Metazoa; Arthropoda; Insecta; Diptera; Culicidae.